CUUUGUGAGAAACUUGGAAGUUCAGAACGGUACCAACGAUUUUCCAACUAUAAAUAGUCAGGAUCAAAGCUCCGAAAAGCAUUGCAGUCCAGUUUGUCAAAGUGUAUAGCUAGGCUUCAGCAGCGAACCCAAAUCACCACAUCAAAAUGUACAAAUUCUUGGUCCUCCCGCUGUUCUUCGCCGCCGUCUCGGCUGCUUACCUCGGAGCUCCCCUGGGCUAUGGUGCUCCAGCAUACGCCCAUGGUGCUUAUGCCGCUCCCUACGCUGCUCCCUAUGCCGCUGCCGCCUACCACGCUCCCCUGGCCUACCAUGCUCCAGUAGUGAAGACAGUUGCUGCCCCUCUGGCCUACCAUGCCCCAGUCGUUAAGGCUGUCGCUCCACUGGCCACCUCCUAUGCCAACACCUACAAGGUCUCCGUGAAGGCUCCAGUCGCAUACGCUGCCCCAGCCUACGCCGCCCAUGCCUAUGCUGCCCCAGCCUAUGCCGCUCAUGCCUAUGCUGCCCCUGCCUACGCUCACGCUCCGGUCGUUGCUGCCCCAGCAUAUCACGCCGCUGCUUACCACGCUCCUCUCGGAUACGCUCAUGGAUACCUGCACUAAGCGAUACGCCACCGGUUCCUCUGAUGUCCUUUACCCGAUAGCACUCCCCCCACCAGCCAACUACCACCCACUCAAACUAGCAGCAGAUUCAUGCAGCAGCGCCGACAUCAUAACAGAUGAACGCACAGCUCAACGCAUUCCUAAACAAACAAACAAACACAUACACAAGCCUUUUGGAUCUGUCCAAAACGGGAGCUCCACUGGCUUCCGACAGCUGAGAUUUUAGCAGGUUUUAUUUAAGUCAUCAUCGAUCAUCGAAUAGCAGUGUGCGGGAACCAGCAUCUCAAAACGAGAACAAAAUGAGUCUAAUUGUGUACAUAUGAUGUAUAGUUUUUGUAUUUAUUUGUGAAGAAAACUACAAAAAAUAAAAAAAGACAGAAAUCAA
This is a messenger RNA of Topomyia yanbarensis, 984 nucleotides long. RefSeq names its product cuticle protein 12.5-like. The transcript has 3 exons. Bases 147 to 599 code for a protein of 150 amino acids. The record is from RefSeq and is a predicted model, not a curated record. Lineage: Eukaryota; Metazoa; Arthropoda; Insecta; Diptera; Culicidae.